AUGCCGCAGGCGGCGACUAAGCAAACCGCCGAGGAGCGGCGGAGAGGCGAGUUGGCGCUUAGCGAAUUUGCCGACUACGUUGCAAAGGAGCAGGCGCGUCGCUCCGCUUUUUCCGGUCAGGAUCCGUCUGUCGCACCGAGCGACAGCGGUUACUCGACGGCUAGCCCUUCUGUGGUAACAGAGGAGCAUGCUGAACUCGAUAUCCUGGACCAGCUCGGUCUCUCAGAUGGCCCUAAUACGGCGAAGCUGAAGGAUCUGCUACUGGGCACGUCCCCUGAUGGCGAGAACAGCUUGCAACUUCUUGCUGGUGUGGUGCAGGCGCGGAUAGAUGAGGGACACGGGGAGACCGUGUUUGACCUGGGGAUGGAGGACAAUGGCGAGUCGAUGGGGUUCGAUCUUGCUCAGUGGAAUACUGCGUUGGAGCGGCUACAGGAGGCGGCCAACACCAUCCCCGCGCACUGCCGUGUCCUGUUGACAUACAACGUGGGCGGACCAGAGGAGGCGCGUAACAAAAAUGAGAAGAUGAAGGGAGCAUGUGGCAAGGUUUUGAUCCGACAGGUCCCGGGCCGGGUGGAAGAGGUCAUCGAGACUCGGAUUGCGGUCGUGGGUAAUGUCGAUGCGGGCAAGAGUACCCUCCUGGGAGUUCUCGUGAAGGGAAACCUGGAUGAUGGCAGGGGGAAAGCCCGCGUCAACCUCUUCCGCCAUAAACACGAGGUCGAGAGCGGCCGGACCAGCUCUGUCGGUAUGGAAAUCAUGGGUUUCGACACCCGCGGUGAGAUCGUCGGCAGUGCGCAGGGCCGCAAGCUGUCCUGGGAAGAAAUCGGCAAGAAGUCUGCCAAGGUGAUCUCGUUCUCCGAUCUAGCUGGGCAUGAGCGCUAUCUCCGGACCACGGUGUUCGGGAUGCUGAGCAGCAGCCCUAAUUAUUGCUUGUUGAUGGUAGCAGCCAACAAUGGCUUGGUGGGCAUGAGCAAGGAGCAUCUAGGGAUCGCCUUGGCUCUGAAUGUGCCGGUGAUGGUCAUUAUCACGAAGAUUGAUAUCUGCCCGCCUCAGAUUCUGCAGCAGACCAUCACCCAGCUGACGCGGAUCCUCAAGUCGCCGGGUGCACGGAAGAUCCCCAUCUUCGUCAAGGACAUGGAGGAGACUAUCAAUACCGCGACGCAGUUUGUCAGCCAACGUAUCUGUCCCAUCUUCCAGGUCUCCAACGUCACUGGCGAGGGCCUCGACCUCGUCCGGACAUUCCUCAAUAUCCUCCCUCAUCACGGCCACUACAACGCAGAAGCGCCGUUCGAGUUUCUCGUCAACGACACUUUCUCUGUCCCUUUCGUGGGGACCGUCGUCUCGGGCAUAGUCAAGUCCGGGGUCAUUCACGCGGGUGAUACGGUGCAGAUCGGGCCGGACUCGUUGGGCCAGUUCAUCACGACGACGAUCAAGUCCAUCGAACGGAAGCGGAUCCCAGUGAACGUCUGCUCGGCAGGACAAUCGGGAUCGUUCGCGUUGAAGCGUGUGCGGCGAAAAGAGGUGCGUAAGGGGAUGGUCGUCUUAUCGAAAGUUGACAAUCCUCCGAAGGUCUAUCGAGAAUUUGUUGCUGAAGUUCUCAUUCUUUCUCACGCAACCACCAUUCGGCCUAGAUAUCAGGCGAUGCUACACGUCGGCGCUGUCAGCCAGACCUGUUCCAUUAUUGAUAUCGACCGUGCUUUCAUCCGAACUGGCGAUCGCGCCCUGGUUGCCUUCCGGUUUAUCCAGCGUCCGGAAUUCCUGACGCCAGGUGAUCGGGUGCUCUUCCGCGAGGGCAAAACGAAGGGCCUUGGUAUUGUCAAGAGCGUGGGAUAUGACCCUGAGCACCCUCUGAAUCCAGAAUUAAGAAAGGCCAAGGAGAAAGAGCCUUCUAAGGAUGGCAAGUAA
Messenger RNA from Rasamsonia emersonii CBS 393.64, 1902 nucleotides. Its product is annotated as GTP binding protein (GTPBP1). The record is from RefSeq and is a predicted model, not a curated record. NCBI's taxonomy places the organism in Eukaryota, Fungi, Ascomycota, Eurotiomycetes, Eurotiales, Trichocomaceae. The transcript is spliced from 3 exons. The coding region runs from base 1 to 1902 and encodes 633 amino acids. Gene Ontology annotation, molecular function: translation elongation factor activity; GTP binding; GTPase activity. Gene Ontology annotation, biological process: translational elongation.